Molecule: messenger RNA, 1662 nt
Organism: Callorhinchus milii (elephant shark)
Lineage: Eukaryota; Metazoa; Chordata; Chondrichthyes; Chimaeriformes; Callorhinchidae
Gene: bhmt
Product: betaine-homocysteine methyltransferase
Molecular function (GO): betaine-homocysteine S-methyltransferase activity; zinc ion binding
Source: RefSeq, marked provisional
AGGGAAGAAGGAGAAGAACGACGACGUUGAUUUGUCUGCGGCCCCAACGAACCCCCCCCGAGAGCCGCCAAAUAAACCCCCCGACAGCCACAAUGCCUCCCGUGGGAGCCACCGGCAAGAGCGCCGCCAAGAGGGGAAUUUUGGAGCGUUUGGAAGCAGGAGAGAUCGUUAUUGGUGAUGGCGGGUUUGUUUUUGCUCUGGAGAAGAGGGGAUAUGUCAAAGCAGGUCCCUGGACUCCAGAGGCAACAGUAGAGUAUCCCGAGGCUGUAAGACAACUGCACCGUGAAUUCCUCAGAGCAGGCUCUACAGUUAUGCAGACUUUCACCUUCUAUGCUAGUGAUGACAAGUUGAAGAAUAGAGGAAACAUUGCAGGUCAAAAGUUCUCAGGCCAAAGUGUGAAUGAAGCUGCAUGUGAUAUUGCUCGGGAGGUGGCCAACGAAGGGGAUGCAUUGGUUGCUGGAGGAGUCUCUCAAACUCCAGCCUACCUCAGCUGUAAGAGUCAGUCUGAAGUGAAGGAAAUCUUUAGGAAACAGCUGGAAGUCUUUGUCAAGAAGGAUGUGGACUUCAUGAUUGCUGAGUACUACGAGCAUGUGGAAGAAGCAGUGUGGGCAGUUGAAGUUUUAAAGGAAUCUGGGAAACCAGUUGCCGCCACCCUAUGUAUUGGUCCAGAGGGUGAUCUGAAAGGAGUUUCACCUGGGGAUUGUGCAAUCAGGCUGACCAAGGCUGGUGCUCAGAUUGUUGGAGUGAACUGCCAUUUUGACUAUGCCACUAGUCUCAAAACUAUGAAGCUUAUGAAGGAAGGUUUAGAUGCUGCAAAACUCAAAGCACAUCUGAUGGUGCAGCCUGUGGCUUUCCAUACACCUGAUUGUAACAGCCAGGGAUUUAUUGAUCUUCCAGAGUUUCCUUUUGCUUUGGAGCCCCGAAUUUCUACCAGAUGGGACAUGCAUAAAUUUGCAAGGGAAGCAUACAAUCUGGGAAUCAGGUACAUUGGCGGCUGCUGUGGAUUUGAGCCCUAUCACAUCAGGGCUGUAGCAGAGGAGCUCUCAGCUGAGAGGGGCUUCCUUCCCCAAGCUUCAGAGAAACACGAUAGCUGGGGGACUGGCCUCUCCAUGCACACAAAACCGUGGGUGAGAGCAAGAGCCCGGAGGGACUAUUGGGAGAACCUGGUGCCUGCAAGUGGCUUGCCUUAUUCACCCUCCUUAUCCAAACCAGAUAGCUGGAAAGUGACCAGGGGAGAUAAAGAUCUGAUGCAGCAAACAGAUGCCACAACUGAGCAACAACAGAAAGAAUUGUUUGAAAAGCAGAAAGCUAAGGCUCUACUGUCAGCAUAGACUAAAUACUAAAGACUGAAAAAAUACUAAAUAGAUGUUAAAAGAACUCUCGAGUCCAAAUAUUAAAUGACCUUGCUUUAAUAGUUAAAGAGAUAAGUUUAUAUCUAUCUUAUAUAUUGACUUGAGGUAUUAAGUUCUUUGAAAUUUUUCAGACUAAGGUAAACACGUAAAAAUAUUAGAACUAUAUAGAUUAAAGAAGCAAUAUUCUACAAAUGGUGUUCAAGACCAGAAAUUUGAAAGUAAAUGUGUUGCUUUUUUCAGUCACACUGUAUCUGUAUUGCGUCAAACUUGUGCUUUUGGUAAAGCUCAAUAAAGCUGAAAUUCCAACCUC